Messenger RNA from Athalia rosae (coleseed sawfly), 6478 nucleotides. It is a transcript of the gene ATP8B, whose product is annotated as phospholipid-transporting ATPase ID. Gene Ontology annotation, cellular component: plasma membrane. Gene Ontology annotation, biological process: Golgi organization; phospholipid translocation. Lineage: Eukaryota; Metazoa; Arthropoda; Insecta; Hymenoptera; Athaliidae. The record is from RefSeq and is a predicted model, not a curated record. The transcript is spliced from 16 exons. Gene Ontology annotation, molecular function: ATP binding; ATP hydrolysis activity; ATPase-coupled intramembrane lipid carrier activity. Bases 1976 to 6349 code for a protein of 1457 amino acids.
GUCUAAUAGGCAGGGAAGUGUUCGCAGGUGAUAUAAAAAUUCACCCCACAUCUCACGGCUGUGAUGUAAAAAAAAAAUAGAAGCUAAAGAGAAAAAAAAGGAAAGGAAGAGAAGGGAAAAUUUAACCUCUUUUUUUCGAGGUCCCGGAAUCGUUGUCGUACGAAAUAAUAUUCAAGGAUGAACGAUAACGAUCGUCCCCAUAAACGCGCGUUAAAUAAAAUGGAAGAGCAAAAAGAAAAAAAAAAAAAAGAAGACGGAUUUUGGGUGGCGAUCGGCCGUUCUUUGUUUCUCCACUUCUCAACCCUCAGCAUCCUCAGUCGCUGAAAUGGGAAUGGAAAAAUCGCGUCGAUUCGAAGGAAGUUUCAAACCGUUUGGCGGGUGGAUUCGAAUAUCGUUCACUUUUUUUGUUCGAAUUUCAAUUGUUGACGGUGUGGCGCUGCUCGGUGGCGACGCGGGGAAACUAAAUUUUGUUGUUUGGUGCCGGCGCCGCGACGCCUACGCAAGUUUGUAAUUCGGGUUAGCGUUUACGAUCUUCUUCCCCGAUGUCCAGGUCCCACGUCGGGGUCGAGGUUCGGGUCAGGGUUUGAGGUUGGUAAUUCCCGUUUCCCGAUCAAAUAUUUUCCGCGUCGUGUCCACGACAGAGAGGAAGACUGGCGAGGUCGUGCCGCGCGCCGUGGCCGCGUCUCCUACGUUCCAUCCAGUUGUGCAGGUGUGCGGCGUCCGAGGCGAGGCGUGAAAAAUAAAAUGGACGAUUAUUGUGCCGUGAUCACCGUUUCGUAGGUGACGUUAGAAAGACGUAUAGCGUGCAUAGCGCGGAUCCGCCGGCCGACGGUCGUGUCCUCCUCUCCUUGGAAUUCCCUCGGAUAUUCGGAGGCGAACGAAAAUUUCCGCCCGCAACGUCAGGAAUUGUGUGCGAACGUGACGAGUUCAGGUGCGAUUGUGCAACUGGAUCCGACGAAACGGAGAGUAGAACCGGGGGGACAAGUGUCUUGUAAUUAUUUUAACAACGCCGUUGAAAAUGUGCGCUAUCCGAUUUUGUUCCACCCCUCGCGAGUGGGUGUCUGCUCGAUCCGUUUGUUUUUAAAAGUGAAUCCUGGAAGAACAGAGUUAACCUAUGGGAUAAGGAACCCCCAGUUUCAUCGGCGAGUGAAUCUAUCGAUUUAUGUGAAAACGCCUAACGCCUGUAGUCGCCGGAACUAAACGUGUUAUAACCCCCGCCGAUGCUGUAUUUCAAAAAUAAUAAGACUAGAAAAAAACUCAUCGACAAAUUCGUCCAAUUGAUCAAAUUGAAUCGUAAAAAAAUACACACACACACACGCGAAAUACACAUAAUUAAACUGUGAGAAUAAAUAAUUAUCAUUUACGUCUAUGUAACAAGUUAAUUAUAUAUGUGCACAUAUGAUACAUACAUAUAUAAAUCUCAUUUUUAACCCUCCGGAUUAUCAGUGGAGAUCUUUAAACUAAAUAAAUAAAUAAAUGAAUAAGUAUUGAUAAUAAUAAUAACUGAGUAAUUAAUACGAGGAAUUAAGAGCACGAAGUGAAUUACAAACAAAAAAAAAAAGGAGAAUAGCAAAGACUUUGUGUUGGAGAAAAAACUAAAAAGAAGAACAAAGGAAGAAUAAAUAAUAAUCGAUUUGAGAAUCUUUGAAAAGUGAACGAAAAUCGAGCAAUGGAUUAUCAUUAUUCGUUGCUCGGUUCCUCGUGGUGGUCAACGUGGUCAUCGGUAUACCGUAUCGAAUCAUCGGAAAAAUUGCAAAUGGCCGCGGAGGAUACAUUCGAGCUUCACGUAAUACUUUCAGUAUGAGAUGAUGAUUAUAAUGAAUUGGAUAAUUCCGAAAUUAAUAUGUAAAAAGUCGAUGAUCAACCCCGUCUUUGUAACGGGUAUAAGAACACUGCCACGUGGAAGAGAAGAGUCGAGAAGGAGAAGAGGUUACCUCUGGAGGAAGGAAUUUAACUUAGUUUAGGGCAUACAGCGAUGAACGCUGAAGCUGACACGCUGGAACUCGAGGUCUUCGAGGUGAGGGACGCCGUUGUUGGAGAUUGCGGUUCAGAAACAAGGAGAAUAUCCACGAGUAUAAAUAACGCCACGCUCGCGACCCCGGACCCCAUAGACGAAGAAGACGAAGAAGAGGAGGAGGAGGAGGAGGAGGACGACGACGACGACGACGAAGACCAACAGUUUUAUCGGCGUCGCCAUCACCAUCACCACCACCACCACCACCACCACCAUCAUCAUCAUCAGCGCGAGUCCGAUAAGAAGAGGGAGAGGAAACGCAGCCGAAGAUCCAAAGGGAAACAGCAGAAUCCGACGCCUCACAUUAUCGUUAAUUUGCCGUCGUCUUCCGAUGAGGUAGAACAAGUCGCCACCGGUGAAUGUUCUAAAAAAAGAGACAGCUCUAGCAGCUUGGGAGGAACCAGACACAGCUCCUUGAGGGAGUCUCUGUUGACGGUGCUCGGUAAACUCGUGGUAUGGAGGGGAACCAGCAGGUAUCGGCAAACACCGACCUCUUCGACCUUGCCACCGAACACCCCGCCGGCCACGGAAUGCAUCGGGAGGAGUUCCGCGUUUUUUUCCAGCGAGACGGAGAGGCGAAUUCGUGCUAAUGAUCGUGAAUAUAACUCACAGUUUCACUAUGCGAACAACUACAUCAAGACGUCCAAAUACUCGGUCCUGACAUUUCUGCCGCUGAAUUUGUUCGAGCAAUUCCAGCGGCUGGCCAACUUUUACUUUCUUUGCUUGUUGGUGCUUCAAGUAAUUCCUGCUAUAUCUUCGCUUACUCCGAUCACUACAGCCAUACCUUUGAUCGGAGUCUUGAUGCUCACUGCCGUUAAAGAUGCCUACGAUGAUUUUCAACGACACACGAGCGAUUCCCAAGUUAACAAUAGGAGAUCUCAAGCUUUGAGGGGCACGAGCUUACGUGAAGAAAAAUGGGCCCAGGUCCAGGUCGGAGACGUUAUUAGGAUGGAGAACGAUCAAUUUGUAGCUGCGGACGUCCUUCUGCUGUCGACCAGCGAACCCAAUGGCCUGUGUUACAUAGAAACCGCAGAAUUGGAUGGAGAAACGAACCUUAAGUGCCGGCAGUGCUUAAUAGAGACUGCAGAAAUGAUGGACAACAAUGAGUUCAUCGGACAGUUCGACGGUGAAAUUGUUUGCGAAACUCCAAAUAAUCUGCUUAACAAAUUUGAGGGUACGCUUUCGUGGAGAGGAAAGAGAUACGCGUUGGACAACGAUAAAGUAAUCCUGAGAGGUUGCGUUCUGCGUAAUACUCAAUGGUGUUACGGUGUGGUAAUCUUUGCUGGCAAGGAUACAAAGUUAAUGCAGAACUCAGGGAAAACGAAGUUUAAAAGAACAUCUAUAGAUAGACUACUGAAUCUUCUAAUCAUCGGGAUAGUGUUCUUUUUGUUAUCGAUGUGUCUAUUUUGUAUGAUCGGUUGCGGUAUCUGGGAAAGUCUCGUCGGCAGAUAUUUCCAAGUUUAUUUACCCUGGGACUCGCUUGUGCCCAGCGAGCCCAUAGGUGGUGCGACUGUUAUCGCGUUACUAGUGUUUUUCUCGUAUGCAAUUGUUUUGAACACAGUGGUGCCCAUUAGUUUAUACGUGAGUGUCGAAGUGAUCAGGUUCGUUCAAUCGUUCCUAAUUAAUUGGGACGAGGAGAUGUACUAUGAACCUACCAACACCCAUGCUAAAGCGAGGACUACAACGCUCAACGAAGAAUUGGGUCAGAUAGAGUAUAUCUUUUCAGAUAAAACUGGUACGUUGACGCAAAAUAUAAUGACGUUUAACAAGUGUUCCGUCGCUGGAAAAUGUUAUGGAGAUAUCGUAGACGAGACCACUGGAGAAAUCAUCGAAUUCAGCGAAACAGAUAGAGCUGUGCAGACCCCAAGAGUUCAGUGGAAGAAUGGCCAAGAAUUCGUUCGACCAAUUUAUUCGCCUGUUAGUGGCGUGAACGCACGUCUCUUGGAUCAAGCCGACAGAAUAUCCAGCACGACCCCGGAGCCUGUACUCAAUGGUCAACCUAGAACCGCACCUACUACUUCAACAUCGCCGCCACUGGAUUUUUCCUUCAAUGAAAAUUAUGAACCUGAAUUUAAAUUCUACGAUGCAACGUUGCUUGAAGCGGUGCAAAGGAGUAAUCAAGAUGUUCACAGUUUCUUCAGACUGCUCGCUCUCUGUCAUACGGUGAUGCCUGAAGAAAAAAGUGGCAGAUUGGAAUAUCAAGCGCAAUCGCCGGACGAGGCUGCACUCGUUUCGGCAGCCAGAAACUUUGGUUUUGUUUUCAAAGAACGAUCGCCCAACAGUAUUACCAUCGAAGUGAUGGGAAAUCGUGAGGUAUACGAGCUCUUGUGUAUUCUCGAUUUUAACAACGUCAGAAAAAGAAUGUCCGUCAUAUUGCGGAAGGACGGACAACUUAGGUUAUACUGCAAAGGUGCGGACAACGUGAUAUACGAAAGGUUGAAAAAAGGUAGCGAGGAUAUCAAAGCUAAGACACAAGAACACUUAAACAAAUUUGCUGGCGAAGGUUUAAGGACGCUGUGUUUAUCCGUGAGAGAUCUGGACGAACGAUUUUUCAAUAAUUGGAAACAGAGGCAUCAGGAGGCUGCGCUAAGUCUGGAAAACAGGGAAGAUAAAUUAGACGCUAUCUACGAAGAGAUCGAAAAAGGUAUGACCUUGUUAGGAGUCACAGCUAUCGAGGACAAACUUCAAGAUGGAGUUCCGCAGACUAUCGCUAACCUUGCAUUGGCAGGGAUAAAAAUAUGGGUUCUAACCGGAGACAAACAAGAGACUGCGAUCAAUAUUGGUUAUUCUUGUCAGUUAUUGACCGAUGAAUUGACCGACGUAUUUAUAGUAGACGCCUCUACCUUUGACGGGGUUGAAUCGCAGCUGAUGAGAUUUCAGGAGGCAAUUAAAACGGCGUCCAAUCAACCGACCAGACCCGCGCUCUCCAUUGUCACAUUCAGGUGGGACAAGGAAAGCAGUGAAACGGAAUACAACCCUAGUCGUGACGAAGAACUUGAACAAAACGAAAGCUCUGGUUUUGCAAUUGUUAUUAAUGGCCACUCAUUGGUUCAUGCUCUACAUCCGCAAUUGGAACAACUGUUUUUGGAUGUUUCGAAACACUGUAAAUCUGUAAUAUGUUGCCGAGUUACACCUCUUCAGAAGGCCAUGGUGGUAGAAUUAAUAAAGAAAAGUAAAAAGGCUGUAACUUUGGCCAUCGGUGACGGAGCUAAUGACGUAUCGAUGAUAAAGGCUGCACAUAUUGGCGUUGGAAUUAGUGGGCAAGAAGGAAUGCAGGCUGUUUUAGCCUCGGAUUAUUCCAUCGGACAAUUUCGCUUCCUAGAAAGGCUGUUACUCGUACACGGAAGGUGGUCGUAUUACAGAAUGUGCAAGUUCCUUAGGUACUUUUUUUACAAGAAUUUUGCCUUUACUCUGUGCCACAUUUGGUUCGCUUUCUUCUGUGGCUUCAGUGCUCAGACAGUUUUUGACCCAAUGUACAUUUCUGUCUAUAAUCUAUUUUACACAUCGUUGCCUGUACUGGCUAUCGGAAUAUUUGACCAAGAUGUUAACGAUAAAAACAGUUUGUUAUAUCCAAAAUUGUAUACUCCUGGGCAUCAAAAUUUACUAUUCAACAAGAAAGAAUUUUGUUGGAGUGCGCUACACGGGUUCUUCGCAAGCUGUGUUUUAUUUUUAGUCCCAUAUGGAACGUACAAGGAUGGAGUAUCGCCCAAGGGAUACGUACUGUCCGAUCACAUGCUGCUGGGCAGCGUGGUAGCAACAAUAUUAGUGAUAGUCGUUACAGUUCAAAUAGCUCUCGACACAUCGUAUUGGACAGUUUUUAACUACGUAAUGGUUUGGGGCUCUCUAAUUUGGUAUUUCAUACUGGAUUAUUUUUACAACUUCGUUGUCGGCGGGAGUUACGUCGGCAGUCUGACCAUGGCCAUGUCGGAGGCGACUUUUUGGUUCACGACGUUCAUAACCUGUAUAAUUCUGGUGAUACCGGUUCUGUCGUGGAGGUUCUUUUUCAUAGACGUAAGACCAACGCUGUCCGAUAGGGUUAGACUUAAGCAAAGACUGGCCCAAUUACGGUCUCGUCAGAGUCAGGAUAUCAUGCGUACGCCGUCUACGCGUCGUACCAGAAGGUCUCUUCGCUCCGGUUACGCGUUUGCCCACCAAGAGGGCUUCGGCCGACUGAUAACGUCUGGUAAAAUAAUGCGUAAGUUACCAAAUAGUUCUGAUUUUAGAUUUGCAAUGCCAUUCACAAAUAACGUAUCGAAACAAGUGAACGUCGCGACAACAUCGCCCAAAGAUAAUUCAACCAGAAGUCCCAAUACUCUGGACACGAUUAAUCUGUGAGUCAAAAUCCAUCGUUUCUAAUAAUAUUACAACAAUCAAAUUCAUUUUCGCCAAUAUUUUCUCAUCGAAGCCUAAGAGAUCGAAGAAUUGUACAAUUUUUCACAGAUUAAAAAAAUUUUUAGAACGUUA